Molecule: messenger RNA, 765 nt
Organism: Clupea harengus (Atlantic herring)
Lineage: Eukaryota; Metazoa; Chordata; Actinopteri; Clupeiformes; Clupeidae
Product: LYR motif-containing protein 5A
Biological process (GO): respiratory electron transport chain
Cellular component (GO): mitochondrion
Source: RefSeq, a predicted model, not a curated record
CUUAUGACGUUUAAUGUACGCCGCAUCACAUUGCAAAAUAACACCGUUAUGUUAACGUUAUCCGUAAACAUAGAACAUCACCCUUGUAAGGUGGUGUGUAUUCUCGGAUGAACUUCAGACCCAAAAGUACAUCAGACCCAUCCCUAGAACAGAGACCAUGACCAACCCACUCAGGGGACAAGUGAUCAGGUUGUACAAAACUUUGCUGUACCUGGGGCGAGAUUACCCUCAAGGCUUUACAUUCUUUAGGGAACGUCUGAAGACGGCGUUUAUGAAGAACAAAGAUGUCACAGACCCAGAGAAGAUUAAAAAGCUUCUUGCCCGUGGGGACUUUGUCAUCAAGGAAAUCGAGGCCCUCUAUUUUCUUAGGAAGUACAGGGCAAUGAAGAAACGCUACUAUGACCCUGAAAACCCUCAACCCUGAAACUACAGUUUAUAAGGCUGAUGUCACCUGGCAUCAGUAUCAGUACAAGUCAGUGGCAUCCAUCCACAAACAGUUUGAAAGUAAACUGUAUUCAAAUGAGGACUGUGCUGUGAGCACUUUGUUACUGAGUAAAGUUGCUGACAGAAGUUCAGCUCUAGCAGAGGGACAUUUCCCCUUGACAGAAGAGACUGUAAACAUCAUGCUGCACUAAGUGUCAUAUUAUGUAAUAAGGCCUGCCUAAAUGUCACUGUUUCUUUUUUGAUGUAUGAAUGACAGUAUGUUAACAUUACCUGAACAUUGAAGGAUGUAACAGAUUGACAAUAAAUGUUUUUUUAUUCUUA